AUGAUCCACUACGGGGAGCAACCACUGAUGUGUCAAGCCGUCCAGACCCAGUUUUUCAUGCCAAGUCGGGCUGUUAGUCCCAAGCAGCUGGCAAGAUGCAGCCUGCAGGCCAGUGGAUGUCUCAUACUGCAGAGAUUUAUAACUGCUGCUGAUAAGACGGCCGUCACCACGACUGAUCCGGACUCAAGUGCGGAUUUGCUUGCUCAUGCGUCGGAAAGUACUGUUAUACGACCUAGCAGCCGCAUAGGCACGCCUCAGUCGCCCGCCAAUGCCUCGGAAGUGGAUACUGAGACCAGACCCGCCGUAGACGACAAUGACAACGUACCGACUGAAGAGCUAGAUGCUGUGGCAGAAGAGCGUACGAAUGAGAGCACAGCAUCAGAUGGCGCUGGCGAGAGCAAGCAAUCGGACGCCGUGAUCUGGAUGCUUGCCGGUCUGCACGGUCUGCAAUUUGGCGGAGCAGGACAGAAGUACGAAUAA
Recurvomyces mirabilis is the source of this 480-nucleotide messenger RNA. RefSeq lists its product as uncharacterized. NCBI's taxonomy places the organism in Eukaryota, Fungi, Ascomycota, Dothideomycetes, Mycosphaerellales, Teratosphaeriaceae. The record is from RefSeq and is a predicted model, not a curated record. Bases 1 to 480 code for a protein of 159 amino acids. The transcript is spliced from 2 exons.